GGGCCCAGCUGACGCGCUACGUUGUUUACGGGUCGAGCGGCUCCUGCUCCCGCCGCCCGCUACCCGCCAGCCUAGGUCCCCGUCUGUCCUUCUGUCCGCGUGUCUGUUUGUUCAGGCGUCCGCAGAUCGUGGCCCAGAGUGUUCGGGGCCAAGAGCCAAGAGGCCCAGGGGGCAGCGCGGGUAUCCGGGCCCUGAGAUCACUGAACGGAUUCCGGGCCUCAGUGGCCUGGGGUUGGGGCCGCGCCGCUGGAUUUGUAGUGGCUGAGGCCGCGCGCCCCUCUGUGGGGACUAAAUCAAGGGCCCUCACCCGGCGGGAUCCGCGGCCCGUGGGCUGCCGGUGUGGAAGAGAAUUCACGGCGCCUCCCAGGCAGCCACCUCGGAGCAUGACCCCAGCGGUCAGACGCCGCCUGCUCUGAUCCGCCGGGACUCAGCGCUCCUGCAGCCAUGGGCGCUGCGGGCAGACGGGGGGCGGCGGCCACGCCGUUGCUUGUGGCGGUGGCUGCGCUGCUGGUGGGCGCCGCGGGCCACCUGUAUCCCGGAGAGGUGUGUCCCGGCAUGGACAUCCGGAACAACCUCACGCGGCUGCACGAGCUGGCUAACUGCUCGGUCAUCGAAGGACAUUUGCAGAUACUGUUGAUGUUCAAGACAAGGCCCGAGGAUUUCCGAGACCUCAGUUUCCCCAAACUCAUCAUGAUCACUGAUUACUUGCUGCUGUUCCGGGUCUACGGGCUGGAGAGCCUGAAGGACCUGUUCCCCAAUCUCACGGUCAUCCGGGGCUCCCGUCUGUUCUUCAACUACGCGCUGGUCAUCUUUGAGAUGGUUCACCUGAAGGAGCUUGGCCUCUACAGCCUGAUGAACAUCACCCGGGGGGCCGUCCGCAUCGAGAAGAACAACGAGCUCUGCUACCUGGCCACCAUCGACUGGUCGCGAAUCCUGGAUUCAGUGGAGGAUAAUUACAUUGUGCUGAACAAAGACGACAACGAGGAAUGUGGGGACAUCUGUCCAGGCACUGCAAAGGGCAAGACCAACUGCCCUGCCACAGUCAUUAACGGGCAGUUUGUCGAGCGGUGUUGGACUCACAGCCACUGCCAGAAAGUCUGCCCGACCGUCUGUAAGUCACACGGCUGCACUGCCGAGGGCCUCUGCUGCCAUAGCGAGUGCCUGGGCAACUGCUCCGAGCCCGACGACCCCACCAAGUGUGUGGCCUGCCGCAACUUCUACCUGGAUGGCAGGUGUGUGGAGACCUGUCCGCCUCCAUACUAUCACUUCCAAGACUGGCGCUGUGUGAACUUCAGCUUCUGCCAGGACCUGCACAACACAUGCAAGAACUCGAGGAGGCCAGGCUGCCACCAGUAUGUCAUUCACAAUAACAAGUGCAUCCCUGAGUGUCCCUCUGGCUACACGAUGAAUUCCAGCAACUUGAUGUGCAGUCCGUGUCUGGGCCCCUGUCCCAAGGUCUGUCACCUCCUAGAAGGCGAGAAGACCAUUGACUCAGUGACGUCUGCCCAGGAGCUCCGAGGCUGCACUGUCAUCAAUGGGAGCCUCAUCAUCAACAUUCGAGGGGGCAACAACCUGGCAGCUGAACUAGAAUCCAACCUUGGCCUCAUUGAAGAAAUUUCAGGGUAUCUGAAAAUCCGCCGCUCCUAUGCUCUUGUGUCACUUUCCUUCUUUCGGAAGUUACGUCUGAUUCGGGGGGAUACCUUGGAAAUCGGGAACUACUCUUUCUAUGCCUUAGACAACCAGAACCUAAGGCAGCUAUGGGACUGGAGCAAGCACAACCUUACCAUCACUCAGGGGAAACUCUUCUUCCACUAUAAUCCCAAACUCUGCUUGUCAGAAAUUCAUAAAAUGGAAGAAGUUUCGGGAACAAAGGGGCGCCAGGAGAGGAAUGACAUCGCCUUGAAGACCAAUGGGGACCAGGCAUCCUGUGAAAAUGAAUUGCUUAAAUUUUCUUACAUUCGGACAACUUUUGACAAGAUCUUGCUCAAGUGGGAGCCAUACUGGCCCCCUGAUUUCCGAGACCUUCUGGGGUUCAUGCUCUUCUACAAAGAGGCCCCUUACCAGAAUGUGACAGAGUUCGAUGGGCAGGAUGCAUGUGGAUCCAACAGCUGGACAGUUGUGGACAUCGACCCACCUGUGCGGUCCAAUGACCCCAAGUCCCAGAGCCACCCCGGGUGGCUCAUGCGGGGCCUCAAGCCCUGGACCCAGUAUGCCAUCUUCGUGAAGACCUUGGUCACCUUUUCUGAUGAGCGUCGCACAUACGGGGCCAAGAGCGACAUCAUCUAUGUCCAGACGGAUGCCACCAAUCCUUCCGUGCCCCUGGAUCCCAUCUCGGUUUCUAACUCCUCAUCCCAGAUCAUCCUGAAGUGGAAGCCUCCCUCUGACCCCAACGGUAACAUCACACACUACCUGGUUUUCUGGGAGAGGCAGGCAGAGGACAGUGAGCUGUAUGAGUUGGAUUAUUGCCUGAAAGGGCUGAAGCUGCCCUCUCGGACCUGGUCCCCACCGUUUGAGUCAGAGGGCUCCCAGAAGCACAACCAGAGCGAGGACGAGGAGUCUGCUGGGGAGUGCUGCUCCUGCCCGAAGACCGAUGCUCAGAUUCUGAAGGAGCUGGAGGAGUCCUCCUUCCGGAAGACAUUUGAGGAUUACCUGCACAAUGUGGUUUUUGUCCCCAGAAAAUCCUCUUCAGGGUCUGAUGCCGAGGACAGUAGGCCAUCGAGGAAACGCAGGGCCCUUGGUGAUGAGGGCAAUGUGACGACGGCCGUGCCCACAGCUCCCGGUUUCCCCAAUACCUCCUCUACCAGUGCGCCCACAAACUCGGAGGAGCACCGGCCCUUUGAGAAGGUGGUGAACAAAGAGUCACUGGUCAUCUCUGGCCUGCGCCACUUCACUGGCUACCGCAUCGAGCUGCAGGCUUGUAACCAAGAUGCCCCCGAGGAAAGAUGCAGCGUGGCAGCCUACGUCAGUGCCAGGACUAUGCCCGAAGCCAAGGCAGAUGACAUUGUUGGCCCCGUGACCCAUGAAAUCGAGAGCAAUGGCGUUCAUUUGAUGUGGCAGGAGCCCAAGCAGCCCAACGGUCUGAUCGUGCUAUAUGAAGUGAGUUACAGGAGAUACGGCGAUGAGGAGCUGCACCAGUGUGUCUCCCGCAGGAAUUUUGCUCUGGAGCGGGGCUGCAGGCUGCGUGGGCUGCUGCCGGGGAAUUACAGUGUGCGAGUACGGGCCACCUCCCUGGCGGGCAACGGCUCCUGGACGGAAACCACCUAUUUUUACGUGACAGACUAUGUAGUCCCCUCACCAGAUAUUGCAAAAAUUAUCAUCGGCCCCCUCAUCUUUGUCUUCCUCUUCAGUGUUGUGAUUGGGAGUAUUUACCUGUUCCUGAGAAAGAGGCAGCCAGAUGGGCCGCUGGGACCGCUAUAUGCUUCUUCAAACCCUGAGUACCUCAGUGCCAGUGAUGUGUUCCCAUGUUCUGUUUAUGUGCCGGACGAAUGGGAGGUGCCUCGGGAGAAGAUUACCCUCCUACGGGAGCUGGGGCAGGGCUCCUUCGGCAUGGUGUACGAGGGCAACGCCAGGGACAUCAUCAAGGGCGAGGCAGAGACCCGAGUGGCGGUGAAGACAGUCAACGAGUCAGCCAGCCUGCGGGAGCGGAUCGAGUUUCUCAACGAGGCCUCAGUCAUGAAAGGCUUCACCUGCCAUCAUGUGGUCCGCCUCCUGGGGGUGGUGUCCAAGGGCCAGCCGACGCUGGUGGUGAUGGAGUUGAUGGCUCAUGGAGACCUGAAGAGCUACCUCCGUCCCUGGCGGCCGGAGGCUGAGAAUAAUCCUGGGCCGCCCUCCCCCCACCUGCAUGAGAUGAUUCAGAUGGCAGCUGAGAUUGCAGACGGGAUGGCCUACCUGAAUGCGAAGAAGUUUGUGCACCGGGACCUUGCAGCUCGAAACUGCAUGGUCGCCCAUGAUUUCACUGUCAAAAUUGGAGACUUUGGGAUGACCAGAGACAUCUAUGAAACGGACUAUUACCGGAAAGGCGCAAAGGCCUACUCCCCGUGCGGUGGAUGGUCGCCAGAGUCCCUGAAGGAUGGGGUCUUCACCACCUCCUCUGACAUGUGGUCCUUUGGUGUGGUCCUCUGGGAAAUCACCAGCUUGGCAGAACAGCCAUACCAAGGCCUCUCCAAUGAGCAGGUGUUGAAAUUUGUCAUGGAUGGAGGACAUCUGGAUCAGCCUGACAAUUGUCCAGAUAGACUCAGCGAACUGAUGCGGAUGUGUUGGCAGUUCAACCCCAAGAUGAGGCCGACCUUUCUAGAGAUCGUUGACCUGCUUAAGGAUGACCUGCACCCCACCUUUCCAGAAGUUUCCUUCUUUCACAGCGAGGAGAACAAGGCACCUGAGAGCGAGGAAUUGGAGAUGGAGUGUGAGGACAUGGAGAGCGUGCCCCUGGACCGGCCCUCACACUUCCCGAGGGAGGAGGUGGUGGGGCCCCCGCUGGGCCUCAAGCGAAGUUACGAGGAGCAUGUCCCCUACACGCACAUGAACGGGGCCAAGAGAAAUGGGCGGGCCCUGACUCUGCCGCGGUCCAGCCCUUCCUAACAGCUUCUGCUUGCGGGAGGGGCUCCCCACUUCACUCUCCUCUGGUUGGAAGGUCUUCAGAAACUCAGGAUUUUCCCAGGACUCUGCCAGUGUCAGUGGAGCGGAGAGAUCAUUGCUCUCUGCGUGUGUUCAUUGCAGGACCUCAAACCGCCGCUGUCCGAUUGCUGGUCUGACCCGUGGCUGGAGAGUCUGGCUGAACGUAGAGGGCGGGGCUACCACGGCUGCUGCCCUUGGCAGCAGCUGCUGGGUCAGGCCAGGAUGUUACUUCUUUCUCCAGUUGAUUGAAAGAAAGCACCUGUUUUUGAAAAAGGACUUUUUGUGGGGAUGGGGGCUGGUGUCUGAGCUACAGUGUAAAACAUAAAAGUUGUUCAUGGAACGAAAGUUUGAAAGAAAGAAAAACAUGCUGUUCCAGUAGAGUUUCAGGCUUUAUGGAGUGAACUUUUGGGAGGUUUUUCUCAUCCAGGCUGAAGAAUUUUUUUUUCCUUCACAAAAGUAGUUCCUCAAAUUGACCAAUAGCUGCUGCUUUUAUACUUUCCAUAACCUGCAGUCCCCGUGUGUGUGCAUGUGCGUUCAGGGCAGGCAGGGUUGCUGUGUGUGUGUGCGUGCAAAGCACUCGUGCUGAGGUGCAGCUCUGGCGAUCGGCUCGUGAAGGUUCUCCUUUUCCAAGUGUGUGAGCAUCCUGGUUCCCCUCCUUCCUUCUCAUUCACCAGAGACUACGCCCUCAAUAGAGUCUCAUGUGCCCUAGUCUAGCCUCAGGAGUCUUCUGUCCCUUAACUUUGGUGAAAACUAGUUUUCCAGGGGCUGAGGGAGUGGUUUGGAGUGAUAAUGGAUCUUUUAAAGACCAAACAGAACCAGGACAUAAGAAAAAGG
Phyllostomus discolor (pale spear-nosed bat) is the source of this 5448-nucleotide messenger RNA. RefSeq names its product insulin receptor (gene INSR). Gene Ontology annotation, molecular function: phosphatidylinositol 3-kinase binding; insulin receptor activity; ATP binding. Gene Ontology annotation, cellular component: axon; insulin receptor complex; membrane. Gene Ontology annotation, biological process: protein autophosphorylation; positive regulation of phosphatidylinositol 3-kinase/protein kinase B signal transduction; cell surface receptor protein tyrosine kinase signaling pathway. The record is from RefSeq and is a predicted model, not a curated record. Lineage: Eukaryota; Metazoa; Chordata; Mammalia; Chiroptera; Phyllostomidae.